GCACCAUCUUCAGUAAGCUCAGGAAUCAAACCUUGAUCCUCGCAAAGCAGACGUGACUAGUAAACAAGCCAGGCUAGUUAUCUAGCUAGCACGUCACAGCAUUGCGAAUAUGUAGCCGCCAGAUGACAGCACUCUACUUCGAAACUGAUAAUAAUAUGGCGUUUGAUGUGAUGGCAAGCAAUAUAACAUACGGUCAAUUUCUGAAUGACAUUGCUUCCCAGCUUGCUUGCGUUCAACCCACCGUGGCCUUGCUAGCAACCAGCUAACGUUAGUUGGUGGGUAGGAGUUGCUAUUAGCAGACAGGCUGAACUUGGCUAACGUUAGCCGUCGAUCCAACUACAUUAAAAUGGUAACGAGGUUGCACUAGCUAAUAGCAGAGGGAAAAUGAAGAGAUCUAGAAGUGCUGGUGCAUCUUCACCUUUAAAUGGAAUUGGAAGACACGACGGAGAGUCUCGGAGGAAGAGGAAGGAGGCGGACAUCUCGCAUGCUCUGAACGUGACUCCCGUGGAUGUGGCAGCUCUGAGGAGGAUGGCCAUCAGCGAAGGAGGUCUACUCUCCGACAACAUCCGCUGUCAGGUCUGGCCACGCCUUCUUAACGUGCCCACCCAAAACCUGCCAGAGAAACCAGAGGUGGUUGAGCGGGAGAAUAACAAGGAUUACAACCAGGUCCUUCUGGAUGUCCAGCGCUCGCUACGAAGGUUCCCUCCAGGCAUGCCUGAUGAACAGCGCGAGGGCCUGCAGGAGGAGCUGAUUGACAUAAUCCUGAGAGUUCUGAAGAGAAACCCACAGCUGCACUACUACCAGGGUUACCACGACAUUGUUGUCACCUUCCUAUUGGUCCUGGGAGAGCGCCUAGCAACCGCGCUGGUUGAGAAGCUCUCCACUCAUCACCUCAGGGACUUCAUGGACCCCACGAUGGAUAACACGAAACAUAUCCUGAACUACCUGAUGCCCAUCAUCGAGCGGGUCAACCCGGAGGUGCACGAUUACAUGCAAGAGGCAGAGGUGGGAACCAUCUUCGCCCUGAGCUGGCUGAUCACCUGGUUCGGCCACGUCCUGUCAGACUUCAGACACGUUGUGCGGUUGUACGACUUCUUCCUGGCCUGCCACCCCCUCAUGCCCAUCUACUUUGCUGCUGUGAUUGUGCUGCACCGCGAGGAGGAAGUGCUGGACUGUGAGUGUGACAUGGCGUCUGUCCACCACCUGCUGUCUCAGAUUCCCCAGGACCUCCCGUACGAGACGCUCAUCAGCCGAGCUGGAGACCUCUUCGUUCAGUUCCCCCCCUCAGAGCUCGCCAGGGAGGCCGCCAGCCAACAGACGGCUGCCUCCACCUUUAAAGACUUCGCCCUGGCGUCGGAGCAGCAGCGACCAGACUCGGUGCUACGGCGUCGACGGCGCGAGAAGCAGGCAGCGUUGGAGAGCUCGGGGGCGGGGCCUAUGGCAGUGGUCAAGCCCUCUGCCACCAGGCGCUAUAUCCGAUUGGCCGUCAUGGGACUGACCGUGGCCCUGGGGGCUGCGGCCAUUGCUGUGGUCAACACUGCCCUGGAGUGGGCCCCCAAGUUGGACCUGCAUCUCUUCCCCUGACCUCCCUCCCCCCCUCCCCUCGCCUCCUUCCCCCUCACCACCCACCCUAACCUGACUCCAGCAGGCGCUGUAGAGCUCUAACUUUGUGUUGUCUUUAAAGAUGGAAGGUGGAGGGAGGCUGGUGGGGGUUCCAGGACUCUGAAUGCAGAACGGUUUAGCGCCCACGAUGCCAUGGUUAAGAGCUAAUUCUGUUGACUACCUUGGCAGGGAAUGGACUUUGAACUGCCAAUUUAAAGAGAGUUAGUGAGCGUAUGAAACAUAUAUGUGAGUGUGUUUGCUGUCUGUGUGUGUCUGUGUAUGUAUGUAUGUGUGUGAUCAUGAGUGCUUGCGGGCGUACGUCUACCUGCUUGAGCAUGGGAAGGUUAGGAAUGGACAGAGUUGUUUUCUGUUUCAACCAGGAUCUCAGAAGCAGUCAUUCUCUCUCUCUCUACCUCUCUCGCUCCGUCUCUCUCAUCACUCUGCGAUCACUGUACUGAGACCAAAUACACACCAUUAAAUGAAUCACACUUCCUUAUUUCUAGCACUUAAUUUCAUCAUGAUUAUCCAUAUAUCCUUUUAAGAAGUUAUUUAUUGAUAUCUACAACCACUACACUAUCAGAUGUAAACAACAAAGGGGUUUGUGUGACGUGACUGAAGACAGGUGUCCUCUUCCUGUUUCCUUAGGGAUUGAAGUGUGUGCUUCAGAAGUUCAGAUAUCACCCUUAUGUUUGCUCUAUAGCCUACCAUUAAGGUUUUCCCCCUGGGUCUUGGGGGGGCAGGGGGCGGGAGGCUUGUUUGUGGGAAGUCCCACAUGAAUUCUCUCUGAAGCACAAUUGUAGACUGUCGUUCGAGUAUGAAGCUCUAUAACAAUGUAAGGAAACUUCAUUCUUGUCUACGUCCUACGUCCACAGCUGUAAUCACUGGAUGGCCUGGUCUUCUUGUAGUCCACUUCCUGUUGCCUGACCUGCAGACAGUGAUUUGAGGGUCCUGCCACAGAACAACAAACAUGGACGUUGUUGAGGCUGAAAGAAAGAUACUCUGGUGCCUGCAUAGUUUCAAGUCAAUAAAUAUAACAAGUUAUUCAGUAUUAUUUGCUGUAGAUGGUGUUUUGUUUUUGCACUGAAAUGGGUUUAUCUCAUUGGUUUUAUUAUCAUUGCACUAAAUCUGCCUUUCAUGUUAAUUUCUGUAAAAAAUGUUUAGAAAAUGACAAGAUGUACAAUUAUAAUAAACGACUUAGGAUGGAU
Molecule: messenger RNA, 2807 nt
Organism: Osmerus eperlanus (European smelt)
Lineage: Eukaryota; Metazoa; Chordata; Actinopteri; Osmeriformes; Osmeridae
Gene: tbc1d20
Product: TBC1 domain family, member 20
Exons: 8
Coding region: 385-1584 (399 amino acids)
Biological process (GO): positive regulation of GTPase activity; endoplasmic reticulum to Golgi vesicle-mediated transport
Cellular component (GO): endoplasmic reticulum membrane
Molecular function (GO): GTPase activator activity
Source: RefSeq, a predicted model, not a curated record